AAACUUUUUCAGAAAAAAUCUAAAGAUUGUUCUGAAAUGAGAUAGAGGUGAAAAUGAAGUCAAUGGCUACUCUCCGACCAGUCUUCAUCUCCUCUGUUUCGUCACCAGCAAAACCUCUACUCCACAAUCGGAGCUUUCGCGUCGUCUCGUGUUCUUCUUCUUCUCAAUCCAAGCCGUCAAUAAGAGAAGAAGGAAGCACAAGAUCAGUUUACAAGGCAGGACUCUUCGAUGACUUGUUCCUCACUCUAUUCCGGAACAAAAUGGUCAAGGAGGUUGGAUGGGAUUCAGAGAAGCCUGGAUUUGAUGGAUUAAUUGAAGUAGCAAAUCGCCUCAUGUCGACCGGGACAAGUAAUACUGAUACUAGAGAUGCAGCAGUUCGAAUUCUAAGGUCACUGUUUCCUCCUCUUCUAUUGCAUCUUUUUAAAUUGCUUGUAUCUCCUUUAGCACAAGGAAAAGUAGCUGCAGUGAUGAAUGCGAGAGUGACUGCUAUUACUUGUCAAUGGCUAAUGGGCACAUGUAUGGUUAAUUCCAUAGACCUUCCUGAUGGAAGCUCGUUGGAAAGUGGGGUUUUUGUAGAAAGAUGCAAGUAUUUAGAAGAGAGCAAAUGUGUAGGGAUUUGUGUCAAUACAUGUAAACUUCCAACACAGACUUUCUUCAAGGAUUAUAUGGGAGUUGCGUUGCUGAUGGAGCCAAACUUAGCCGAUUAUAGUUGCCAGUUUAAAUUUGGGGUGCUUCCUCCACUACCUGAAGAUGAUAGCAUGCUCAAGGAACCUUGCCUUGAAGCAUGUCCCAUUGCAAGUCGAAGAAGACGAGGAUUUCAGAACAUAGGCCAGUGUCCAAAAGCAUAAUAUUUCAUUGUUUGAUUUUGAACUGAUUGAGAGUUACCCUGCUCAUGAUUAGGGAUGUACAAAAACCGAUUAUAACUGAUUAUACAGACCGAACUGAACCGAUUUAGCCAAUUCAGUCCAGUUUGUAUAUUGGUUUCAAUUUUUAAACACUAAAAAUCAAUAUUUUCGGUUUAGUUCGAUUUGAAAGGAAAACCGGCCAAAUUAACCUAA
Messenger RNA from Mercurialis annua (annual mercury), 1058 nucleotides. Its product is annotated as beta-carotene isomerase D27, chloroplastic. The coding region runs from base 54 to 848 and encodes 264 amino acids. NCBI's taxonomy places the organism in Eukaryota, Viridiplantae, Streptophyta, Magnoliopsida, Malpighiales, Euphorbiaceae. The transcript has 8 exons. Gene Ontology annotation, molecular function: iron ion binding. The record is from RefSeq and is a predicted model, not a curated record.